Messenger RNA from Arachis ipaensis, 3559 nucleotides. Lineage: Eukaryota; Viridiplantae; Streptophyta; Magnoliopsida; Fabales; Fabaceae. The record is from RefSeq and is a predicted model, not a curated record.
GAGAAACAAAAAAAAUUAUAGUAUAUAUUACAAUUUUUUAACCCAUUUUAUUGAAAUUUGAACCUUGGAAAUUUUAUGCCGACGCAUACUUUUACCUCUUUUUUAAACUUUUAUGUGACCUUAAUAAUUUAUGUUAGGAUCCAAUUAAAACUUGGUUUUUCACGUUGAAACAUGACUUGCAUUUUAUAUAUAAAAAAUGAAGAGUAGUAUAUUCUAGUGAUGAUACAGGUAAGCAACUGAAAUUAUAUGGUAUUGUAUAGCCAAAUUGACUCAAAAGAUAUUUAUUAUUCUUCUUUUUGGUGAUCAGCUUCUCUCUCUUGUCAGUAAUGGUGACAAGCUCCCAGGAAUCUAGUGCUUUUGCUUGCUAAAUGGUUAAUGCUUGAGCCACAAAGAAAAUAAGAGUGUUGAGUAGUACAAAGGUUGGUGGUAGGAGAAGAAGAAAGGAAAUGUAAAAAGAAGAAUUAAAGAAGGAUCAUGUGUGGGGCUAAUAGGGCCUGUACAAUCACUUAGAACCAGGGAACCAAAACUUAAUAGCCUUUUUUUCUUCUCUAUUCUUGGUAGAGUGCACCCCACCUGUUCUACAGAAUGUGCACGACUACACGUGUUUAUAACAAUCUUUUCUGCAUUUUGUGGACAUCUAAUAUGAUUCCCUUCACAUCAGUUACAUGAGUUUUGCUGUUUGGUGUGACUUGUGGACUUAACUGAUCCAUUCAAGUACUUUUUCCAGGCCUAGUUGCAGUUUCAGAAGGGGAGAAAAUAUGCAUCUGCUGUUUUUAACUCAAUUAUUGUACUGUCAAAUAUGUCUAUCAUUAUUGAAUCAAUUGGGAUCUAUCUAUGGCCAGAAAUCAUUUGCAGAGAGGCAAAGGAGAACCAAAACCCCAUUAUAGUAAUGGCAGAGGAUAAGGGAUUCUCUGUCUUGGAUAAUAGAUUUGGGUAUGACAAGAAGAGUGACACUGAUAUUAUGUAUCCUAUGUAUUUUGGUGUUUCUUGUGCGUUUUUUGCACUCCAAGCACUCACAAAACCACAUGUUGAGGUUGAAAAAUGGAGUGAAAUCCGUGACAGCAUACUCCAAGGGAGUGCACAGCUGCUUGGGUUGAUUGUGUGGAAGGUUCAGAAAGGGGUUCCGGAUGGAGAAGAAUAUAGGAAGAUUCUCUUCAAGCUCAGGAAUGCUGAGAGGGAGAUUGAGAAUCUCAAGAAGAUGAGGCAUGAGGAUGCAAAGGCCAAUGAGAAAGUUGUGGGGAUCUUUGCUGCACAGGAGCAGAGUUGGUUGCAUGAAAGGCGGAAACUUCGGCAGCACAUUGGGGCUCUGAUGAAUGAGCUGAGAGUGUUUGAAAAGAAAAAGGAUGAGGCUGUCUCUGAAAUGAGCCAGAAAUUGAAGGAAAUGGAGGAUUUGCUGGAGUCCAGGGACAAAGUGAUUCAAGAAGGGGAGCAGAAGAGGAAGGAGUUGGAGGAAAAUCUUGCAAAGGCUGAAAGGGAAGCAGAAGAAUUGAGAGAAUCUGUUAAGCUUGAAGCUCAGGAACACUCCUCUGAUCUCAGGAAGCACAAAACUGCCUUCAUUGAGCUGGUGUCAAACCAACGGCAGCUAGAAGCGGAGCUUGGCCGCGCCAUGAAGCAGUUGGAGGCUGCAAAGCAGGAGCUCGGUUCAGUCUUGGAGAAGAAGGAGGAGUCAGAAUUGUUGGCCCAAAAAUUGUCUAUUGAGAUUGCAAGGCUACAUAAGGAUUUGGAGCAGAAAGACAAGAUUUUGUCAGCAAUGUUGAGGAAAUCAAAGCUUGAUACAGCGGAGAAGCAAAUGCUGUUAAAGGAGGUUAAAUUGUCAAAGGCUAGGAGGAAGCAUGCUGAGCAAGAAUCUGAAAGGUGGAAAGCAGUUUCAGAAGGGAAACAUGAGAGACAUUCCUUGAAGAGCAUGUUGGUGAACUUGAGUUCAAGGAUGGAUGUUUUCCCUGCUGCUAGAGUUGGGCAGCAUAGUUCAACAGGAUCAUCACAGAUUGCACAGGAAUCAGAUUCUUUUCCACACUUUGCUGAUAAAUAUUUGCCACAAAGAACUGAAGGCUUGUUGAUUGAACAAAGGCACCAUUUGGAGCUGGAUGCUUUUACAGAACAAAUGAGAAUGAAAGAUGAGAAGCUAGAGGCGUUUCGCUGGCAGUUGUUGAGAAUGGAACUAGAAACAAAGCAGCUUCAGUCACAUUUGGAGGGGCUGGUGAAGGAUGUUACACAGCUGAGACAUGACAAGAUGAGAUUGGAGACCUUAGUGUUGGAGAGAGAAGAUGAACUUGCUUCACUGAAAGAGAAAUUUUCCUCACAAAUGAGGUCAUUCAACUGUAUUAGAAAUAACAACUCAAAUUUGCAUCCACAGCCUUCAGAACCAGUGCAACAAGAUGCUGUCUGCUCUAAAGUCAAGGUUGUGAAGAGAAAAUCAGGUGAGAAAGAACAAGAAAUUGUGGAAACUUUGAUUGAAGUGGAUUGUGAAAAGGAAGUGCACCCUGUGGCACAUGAUCAAUUCAAUAAUGAUGCUAAUUCAGUAGUGCAGUCUCAAAACAAUGAAAUUGAAGUAGAAAAAGAUAUUUCUAUGGAGGGUAGUAGUAGCAUUAUGCAGAACCAAAGUCCAAAUCCUAAUCAAAUAGAAGUUGAUGGUGCUGAAAAGAUAGCAUCUACCAGCCAGCCAUCUAAUAAGACAAAACAAUCCCCAUGGAAGAUGGAUCUCCAUGCUCUUGGUGUUUCUUACAAGAUCAAGAGGCUGAAGCAGCAACUUGUUCUUGUCGAAAGGUUGGCCGGAAUGCAGGCUAGUGAUGAAAAAUCAGAAACCAGUGAUGAGAGCAAAGGUGGUAUGAAGGCAUAUCUGUCCUUGACUGCUUUGCUAAAUAAACAAGUUGGAAGAUACCAAUCCCUCCAAGAAAAGACUGAUGAUCUUUGCAAAAGGAUGUAUGAGAAUGACAUAUAUGCAAGGCGUGGAGACAUGAAUGGUGGUGCAAGAUCAACACUAGAACAGUUUCUAGAGGAGACAUUUCAGUUACAAAGGUACAUAGUUGCAACAGGACAAAAGCUGAUGGAAAUCCAAUCAAAGAUUGAUUCUGGGUAUGGUGGGGUGGCAGAGGAGAUGGAGAAGAGUGCUGGCAUUGACAUGAAGCGCUUUGCUGACAGCAUCAAGAACCUGUUCCAAGAAGUCCAAAGGGGUCUAGAAGUUCGCACAUCAAGAAUCAUUGGUGACCUUGAAGGAACACUUGCUUGUGAUGGAAUCACAUCUUUCAGGAGAUAGAAUUGGAAAGUUUCACCACCAACACAUUUUUUUAACUUAAACAUGUUUUUAUACAUUAUUUAUCCAAUAAGUUUUCUCAGAGCUAUAGUAAAAGAAAAUAUUAGCAUACUGUUUAGUGAUUACUACAGUUAAUAACAUCAUCAAUGUGUAUGUGUAUAUAUGCAAAUCACACAGUUCUAAUGGAAUUGAAAUUUCAAGGAAGUCAUGGACCCACCAUUAUAAAUCAAGGUAAGGUGAGGUAACAUGGCUAUAGGCAAAAGCUUUUCCACAUUGGGGAAUGAUUUUAAUGCAUCCAUAUUAACAUGA